Pimephales promelas (fathead minnow) is the source of this 762-nucleotide messenger RNA. The record is from RefSeq and is a predicted model, not a curated record. NCBI's taxonomy places the organism in Eukaryota, Metazoa, Chordata, Actinopteri, Cypriniformes, Leuciscidae.
GAGAGAGAGAGAGAGGUGUGCACGAUUCACUGUCUUCUCUAGGAUACAGCUCGCUUCCCUCCUCGUCUCAGUGCUUCUCUCUCUUCCCACUCAAGUGUAUCAGAUCCGGCUCUCCGGCACAACUCUCCGAGGAUGAGUCCUCCAGAAAGCUCCAGCCACUGAUGCCCGUUCCCCAGCUCAUGGCUGCCCAGGACCACUCAACUCUCGUGGGCUUCCCUGGUGCGGACCUGCCCUCUCUAAAGUGGAUCCUCAGCCGAACACAAGCUCAAGCGUGGCUCCUUUAGGUUUAUUCAGACCUCGUCUUUCAGCUUUACCAUCUCACCGAGAACAAGACCUUUAGAGCCGAAGCUUUCAGACUGCUAGAGGAAGCGAGGACAAUCAUAUAUAAAGAUGGAACAGGAGAUUUCAAAAGUGCAGCGCAAGAUGUCGGACCUGGAGUCAGUUUUGCAGCAGAAAGACGUGGAGCUUCAGGCUUCAGAAACCCAGAGGACCAUUUUAGAACAAGACCUGGCCACCUACAUCACAGAGUGCAGUAGUUUGAAGCGCAGUUUGGAGCAGGCCCGCAUGGAGGUGUCGCAGGAGGAUGAUAAAGCUCUGCAGCUGCUGCACGAUAUACGGGAACAGAGCAACAAACUGCAGGAAAUCAAAGAACAGGUUCGGAUUUGAUGCACAUUUUCAUUUCAGCGUAUUGGCUGUGUUUGGAAUCGACAUCUAUCCACCUUAUUCCUACGUCCCAUGAGGCUUUGCGUGAAUUAUGGGUGU